AUGAAUUUUAUUAUGUGCAUUGCCCUGUGGAUGUUCCUCUCAGGAACAGUUAUGUUUUGUGACCGCCUCGGAAACGAGGCUUCCUUGUUAAUUGCCCCCAGGUCUGUGGAAGAUCGGGGGAGAUAUGGAUUUACUACAAAGACGAAGGAAAGACCUCGGAGACGUUCGGGGAAUAGGAAGACAAGAACCCAGUUGGUUGAUCUCGUAAAGAGGAUGCGGAAGUCCAACCAAGAGCAUCAACCAACGCCACGAAACCCCAGAAGACAGUCUGCUACCCUAAUGACAGAGAAACGCGAUGAACGUCGUGCUGAAAAACCAACUCUUAAAGAAAACCCACCAAAACGCGAUAAAGGGAAGUCCGCCAAACCAUCUGUUAGGCCAAAGACAUGGCGCGAGAUACUGAAAGAAAGAAACGAACUGGUCUUCGCGCUGAUGGACCAGAUGGUUGACUUGUCGUCUCACGUCUCUGAAAAUGUGUUGUUAAUGAACCACCUAGAAAAACAUAUUUAUGAACUUGAAACGGCCACCAAAGACAGGCUGGAAAAGGUGAUUAAAAAUGUGAAGAAGUGCCAUUAUUGUCAGGAGUCGCGACGAACGACGGUUAGUAAGGACGAGAAACCAAAGCCGCGUAUCGGCAAGAGGAAACUUAAAAAAUGGCUGGCGGAAAAGAAACGGUUAUUGGAUGCGUUGACAAUUCAAAUAGAAGACAUUGAUCCCGUCGAAAGAAACGUCCCCAUGAUGCUUCACUUGGAUGGUCACAUAAUAGACCUCCAGCUGGCUGGAAAAGGCGGACUGGGAGCGGUCAUCGCUGAGAUAAAGAAGUGCAAGAGGUGCAAUUCUGAGGGAAACUACAAAACGAAAAAGUUCAACAGAAAAUUGAGAAAGCUGAAAGAAAAGAGGGACGACUUGAUUUACGAACUGAUGAUCCAGGUGGAGAGGAUGGAUCCACCGAAUGUUGAUGCGAUAGAUCACCUGGAAGGUCACAUCUGGGACCUGGAAGAUGUGACAGAAGUUAACGUUAAAUCGGUGAUGCGAAAUACGAAGAAAUGCUCCUGUCAAGCUGUACUGCCAAAGAAGAAGAAGGCGUGCUACAGGAGGAAGGAUUGGAAGAACCUUUUGACAGAGAGGAAUUAUUUGAUAGAGGAAUUAUCGAGACAAUUAAAAGCCGUUGAAGGCAAUUCCGGAGACUCCUUUUUAUUCCUGACAGUACACUUGCAGAAGCACCAGUGGCUCCUCCAAAGAGCAAAGGUGGAAGACAUGGAGUUCCUGGUAGAAAAGGUACAAAAAUGCUGGUGCCAGGAAUAUGGAACUGAUGAACCAGAAAGUUUCACACAAGAAACGGAGAGCCUUAUUGAAACUUCGUCCCAUCAUGACUCCGACAUAGAGGACUCGUCCUAUCAUGAAUUUGAAGACAGACCGAACGAGUUCCAUUAUGAUUCUGGCGACAUACUAGACGAGUUCCAUUAUGAGCCUGGAGAAUCAUCCCGAGAGACUCCCGUGACUCCCAAACCACUCCUCGUAGAGCAACUUGAAAGGGUAAAGGGAGAACUAAUUGAAAAGUUGAAUAAGUGGGACGGAGCGAUAGAGACAAACACAGCAAGAGAGCAAUUAAGUAAUGAGAGACGCGCCCUUCUAGUUGAAAGAGAACACUUCAACAAGGAAAAGAAAGACCUCGAAAUUCAACGAAAGGAGUUCGAGGAGGGAAAGCAGGCCUUCGAAUUGGAUUACUUUACAAUGAGAGAAGAAAUUGAUAGAAAACGUGAGGAUCUCAUGAAGGAACAAGAGGCAUUGAGAUUGGAAUGGGAAGCCUUCCAGAUAGAGAAGGAGGCAUUCCGUUUGGAUGGACAGGCCUUCCAGAGAGAAAAGGCUGCAAUCGAAAAAGAAAGAGAAAACCUCAUACUGGAACGAGAGAAGCACGAAAAAGAUGUGCGAGAAUUCAAUUCGAGAACAGAAAAAAUCAGGAAAAAUCUGGAAGCAGCAGGUGCCAAAUUGAUAUCAGAAAAGAAACAAAUUGAUGCAGAUAGAAGUUUCCUCCUGGAGAAAGGAAAGGAGUUGCUCCAGAGGAAAAAUGAUAACAUCACCAAGAAGCAAACAAAAUUCCCUCGAGAGCCCAAAAAUCAGUGCAAAAAUGAAUGGAAAAUACGACGUGAUACUAAAGUUGGAAACCUUGAGGGAAGAUUGGUGGGAUUAGAGAGACAAUUAAACAGACUGGUAACAAAAAUUGAUCCGGAUAAAAGUUUCCUCCUGAAGGAAGAAAAGGAGCUGCUCCAGAGGAAAAGUGAUAACAUCACCAAGGAGAAAACAAAAUUCCCUCGAGAGCCCAAAAAUCAGUGCAAAAAACAAUGGAAAAACCAACAGGAUACUAAGGUUGGAAACCUUGAGGGAAGAUUGGUGGAAUUAGAGAGACUAUUAAACAGACUGGUAACAAAUUUUUAUCCGGAUAAAAGUUUCCUCCUGAAGGAAGAAAAGGAGUUGCUCCAGAGGAAAAGUGAUAACAUCACCAAGGAGAAAACAAAAUGCCCUCGAGAGGCCAAAAAUCAGUGCAUAAAAGAAUGGAAAAACCAACAGGAUACUAAGGUUGGAAACCUUGAGGGAAGAUUGGUGGAAUUAGAGAGACUAUUAAACAGACUGGUAACAAAAACUCCUGACUAA
This is a messenger RNA of Macrobrachium nipponense, 2652 nucleotides long. RefSeq names its product desmoplakin-like. The transcript has a single exon. The coding region runs from base 1 to 2652 and encodes 883 amino acids. The record is from RefSeq and is a predicted model, not a curated record. Lineage: Eukaryota; Metazoa; Arthropoda; Malacostraca; Decapoda; Palaemonidae.